CAUGCGUGAACCAGAAAAGUGCGUUUUAGAAUGAUUACUGUCGGCUCGCUGAGGGACAGAUUAAACGGCUCCACACAACUGUUGUUUUAAUCCUCCGGGAGAGGAGAUUUAGCAAAGAAAAACCACUGCCUUUAAACCCAGCAGCCAUAUUGUAUGGAAAAUCGACGGAAAGACUCCACUUUUCAGAAAAAAACUUGACUUCUCAAGACACUUUCUGCCAAGACUUUUGGGAGAGCAGUUUUCUGUCCUGUUGCUGGUUUUCUGUUGAACAGCUAGCUUACAAACUGGCUGAAGAAGUGUCCGCAAUUUGAACAGCUUUCCGGCCAUCUUGCCUCAAAAAYUGUGGUGUUUAAGCGUUUAAAUUACACGCCUGAUAAUGAAGGACCGAUUGGAGCAGCUGAAAGCGACAUGUGAUCAAGAUGACGAUGAGGUGGAGAUCGCUGUGGACAAUGCAGCCUUCAUGGACGAGUUCUUCUCUCAGAUCGAGGACAUCAGAAACAGUAUUGAUAAAAUUGACGAGAACGUGGCCGAAGUCAAGAAGCUUUACUCGGUCAUCCUGUCUGCUCCCACGUCAGAUCAGAAAACACAAGAUGACUUGGAAGCCAUCACUAACGACAUAAAGAAGAUGGCCAACAAUGCAAGGAACAAACUGAAGACCAUUGAGAGAAAUCUGGAGUCAGAACUGCAAGAGAGGGUGUCUGCUGACCUGAGGAUACGGAAAUCACAGCAUGCAGUGCUGUCCAGGAAGUUUGUGGAGGUAAUGACGAAAUACAACGAAGCUCAGGUGGACUUCAGGGAGAGAAGUAAAGGACGGAUUCAGAGACAGUURGAGAUCACUGGAAAAGCAACGACAGACGAAGAACUGGAGGAGAUGUUGGAGAGCGGGAACGCYGCUGUUUUCACUGCAGGGAUUGUGGAUUCUGGCAUCUCGAAACAAGCCCUGAGUGAGAUCGAAGCCCGACAUAAAGACAUCGUCCGUCUGGAGAGCAGCAUCAAGGAGCUCCAUGAUAUGUUUGUAGACAUCGCCAUGCUGGUGGAGAGCCAGGGCGGGAUGAUUGACAGGAUUGAGAGCAACAUGGACCAGUCGGUGGGCUUCGUGGAGCGCGCCGUUGCCGACACAAAGAAAGCCGCAAAGUUUCAGCAAGAAGCUCGUCGCAAAAUGGUGAUAAUAAUAGUGGUUGUGGUGGUCCUGCUGGCAAUACUGGCUCUGAUAAUUGGGUUGUCAGUAGGACUGAAGAACUGAGCUGAGUGAACUCAAAGAAGAUCUUCAUCGGACUAUGCUGCGCUGUGGUUAUAGUCAUCAUCAUCAUCAUCAUCAUCAUCCUCACCCAGACAAUAUAGCAGGACAGUUUCAUCUGUUUUCAUCAUCCAUUUCUUCACUAAAGAAAGAACUCAACAACGUGCUGAUUUAAAAACCUAAAGGUGUGGCGUUACGUCGGACCUAUAAAAAGAGGAACGACAGCCUCUCCAACUCUCGUUUUUUGGACGUUUGCUCUGCUGCAAAUGAGGAAUUAGGAGUUGACCUACAACAGCACAGACAAAAAGGGGAAACAAAAAAAAAACUKAUCGUUACAUCACUCCAGCGUCACUCAACAUUUCAUUGUCUCCAACAUUCGAUGCCAAAGUUUCACCUCCUGUUUGUCGUUCGCAUUUUUUUUCCAACCGUAGCAACCUCCCAGAUCAUUACGCCUUCAUGAGCCUUGACACAUUUUACCUGACUUAAAGCUACUGAAUGUUUUCUGCUGUCGGGUCCUGUUGGGUUUUUAAGCACUUUUUCUAUUCGGCAAAGCUGGAAUUAGGGUCAGACUUUUUGUAUUUUUGUGUAAAUAAUAGAAUUAAUACUUGUUUUGUCGAUAAGUUGUGUUUUUAAAAGUUCUCCAGUGAUCCAUUUCUAAGAACGGGCAUAAUUUCACUUCAAAUGCCUUUAAAUCUUUCACGCUUAGACACGACUGUAACAGUGCCUCCUUAUGGGUUUGCCAAACGGCUUCAAGUAACACUAGUGGCUCAAACGGUCUUUUAACAAGUUUUUCUGUCAGGUCACAGGCAAGUUUAAUAUUUCUACUAUAAAUUUCAUAUCUGUAGCAGGUGAAAUAUUAGAACCACCCUUCACGGAGUGAUUUAACUCUUAACGAUGAGUAAUGUUAAUUUAAUCAGUUUAUUAGGCUGACUGAACAACUUCUAAUCUUUUAAUUAAAGCAGACGAUGUGAAUAAAAGUAGAGAAACUGUUAAAAUUGUGAAGGAGAUACUUGAAACAAAGAGGCCUCCUGCAUGGUUUUUGUGCUUCACAAAAGGAAUAGGAGGGGUAAAAACUGAAACUGUUGCACGUUAUUUUUGUUAAAUGUUAAUUUUUUUCAAAUGAAUUAAAGUUUAUUCUUUUUUUA
This is a messenger RNA of Austrofundulus limnaeus, 2382 nucleotides long. RefSeq names its product syntaxin 3b (gene stx3b). Bases 377 to 1243 code for a protein of 288 amino acids. The transcript has 11 exons. The record is from RefSeq and is a predicted model, not a curated record. Lineage: Eukaryota; Metazoa; Chordata; Actinopteri; Cyprinodontiformes; Rivulidae. Gene Ontology annotation, cellular component: postsynapse; SNARE complex; endomembrane system. Gene Ontology annotation, biological process: vesicle fusion; exocytic insertion of neurotransmitter receptor to postsynaptic membrane; intracellular protein transport. Gene Ontology annotation, molecular function: SNARE binding; SNAP receptor activity.